Maudiozyma saulgeensis is the source of this 1857-nucleotide messenger RNA. Lineage: Eukaryota; Fungi; Ascomycota; Saccharomycetes; Saccharomycetales; Saccharomycetaceae. The record is from the annotation of a GenBank genome assembly.
AUGAGUGUAGACUCCGUUCUAAAUAAUGACAAUGGUGGAGUCGAAAAGACUAAUAUUCCAAAGAAACGAAUGUAUCCUUUACGAAUGGAAACUUUACCCAAUUUAUCUGAUGCAAAGGAUAUAAACAGGAAUGCUAAUAUUGUUACAUCUACUCAAAAUGUACCGAGGAGAGAUUCCAUAACUUCAACAAAGAAAGAUACACCUAAUAGACAAAAUUCGUCUGUUCCAACAGCGGAUGAUUUUGAAAAUGAUCAAGAUUUUAGAUUUAAAAGACAUAAAUUACCUAAGAUAAAAGGAACUCAAUCAUUAGGAGAACGAUUAGAUAAUCUUCAAGAUAUGAAAAGAGCUAAAUGGAUUGAUAAUUUUGAUUCAUCAAUACGAAAUACUCAAGAACAAAGUAGUAAAGGGAGAUUAAAAAGUGCUGAUUAUAGAAAGAAUAGGAACAACAACGAAAUACCUAGUUCACAACCCAAUUUAAAUUUGGAUGAAGUACCAUACCUAGGUGCUUCACAAUGGCAACAACAACAACAGCCAAUGUAUUAUAUACCUGUACCAACAUCUCCAAUGUAUCCCUCACAGAUACCAAUAGGCGGAUUACCUGCACAAUAUAUGAAUCAACCUAUCCCUAUGAUUCCAAAUUCUUCAAUGCAACCGUUUUAUUCAUCCCAAUCAAUACCAGGCUCUUCGCAAUUAUUACCUCCACCUCAGUUAAACCCCAUCAAUUUACAAUAUACACAAACCACAAGAAAUAGCAGAAAAUCGUUAGCAGAACAACGUGGUCGUAGAUUAUCGAUAAUGUCUAAUAGAGAACAGAUGAUGAUUUCUCCACAUCGAGAUGUCCCGGAGAGUCAAUUUUAUAGAUAUUUAGGCAACGUUCAAGGAGAUUCACAAUCACAAUUAAAACAAUUAUAUUCUUGGUGUGCAAUCAGAAGUUUUGAAAAAAUGCGUCAUGAUUUAAAAGGUCAAGAGAAAUUUAGUGAAGGAUUACCAUCCAAUUUUAUCGAGAACAAAAAUAUUACACUUUCCAUAAUAAAGAAUUUUGUAGAUGAUCUAAGAAGAGGUCAACUUGAUAUUGAUUGGAAUGCUGAGGAUAGAUCUAACAUAGGAAGAUAUAAGGAAGAGCCACUAAUACUACAUAAUAAUGAGCCCGAGGACGCAGAAGAUACUAUUUUAAAGAAUCUCUUUAAGGAUGAUGAUUAUGAUGAGGAAGGGGAAGAAACGCAAGAAAAUGAUAAUGAUAGAGAGUUUAACGACGAUACAGAAGAAAACAGUGAUUCAAAAAGUGAAUCAUUUUAUUAUACUGGUAUUAACAUAAAGAGAAUUCCAAAGUCAAAAAAUAAACGCAGUGAUAAACUAAACACGCAACGAACUGAACAAUCCCGAUACCAUAAUGAAUUAAAGAAAAAAGAUAUACCACUAUUACCAAAUAGCAAAAAUAUUAAAAAUGAACAAAAUUUAUUAAUUUUAACUGAAAAAAUUGAAAAAUUAAAAAAUGAAUUACAUGAUUGGAUUACUGUUUUAGAUAACAACGAUCUCGAAAAGGAUAUCCAAGAGAAGAUAAAUCCAAUCGAUAUACAAGUUGAACGUGAACCUAUUCAAAAGGAAUUGGAAAUUGACAGUUCUUUACAUCAUUUACUCUCCACAGAAGACCUCGAAAAGGAUCUAAUCAGCAGGAUGAAUAAAUUACAAGUGCAUACACAUUUAAUCAAAUCGCAUUCAAAAACUCUUUCCAAGACAACAACAAAAAAAAUCAAACUUUUAACUAAUGAAUUUAAGAAAAGAGAGAAAUCAAAAGAAAAUACCAUAAAUUCCAAACAACUCUUGCGUGGAUUGAGUGAUACGUUAAUCAAAUUGUAG